CUAGAGGAGGGACUCAUGGACCCACAUGACCUCCAAGUUCCUCAAGACAUCAACCGCACAAUGUCCCCUGCAGCUGAGCGGCUGCGCUAUAUCCUGGGAGAGGAGGAUGACAUGCCCACCCCCACACUGUUCACUGAGAUGGACACGCUGCAGCAGGACGGGGAUGAGCUGGAGUGGAAAGAGUCUGCGAGGUGGGUGAAGUUUGAAGAGAAGGUGGAGGAGGGAGGAGAGAGGUGGAGCAAGCCCCAUGUGUCCACCCUGUCCCUGCACAGUCUGUUUGAGCUGAGGACCUGUAUACAGACCGGCACUGUGCUGCUUGAUCUGGAGGGAUACUCACUGCCACAGAUAGUUGAUGAAAUCAUUGAGCAGCAGGUAGACGAGGGCAUGCUAUCUCCUGACCUGAGAGAGAAGAUCAGCUUUGUCCUCCUGAGGAAGCACAGGCACCAGACCAAAAAGCCCAUCCACCGCUCUCUGGCUGACAUGGGCAAGGCCAGCGGUGCCCGUAGUCCAGGUGCAGCAGCCGCAUUCAACCGCUCCACAGAAGACCUCCGCAUGAAAUCACAGCCAGGAGGCUAUGGUCGUCUGCGUCAUGCCCAAAGUAGGAGCAUGAAUGACAUUUCAGACACUCCGAGCACAGACCAGCUAAGGAAUAAGUUCAUGAAAAAGAUCCCUAGAGAUGCUGAGGCAUCAAAUGUUCUGGUGGGUGAAGUGGACUUCCUGGAUAAGCCCUUUGUAGCCUUUGUCCGCCUGGCCCAGGCCACCACUCUGGGAGGACUGACAGAGGUUCCUGUUCCCACCAGAUUCCUGUUUAUUCUGUUGGGGCCAACAGGAAAAGCCAAGUCCUAUAAUCAGAUCGGCAGAGCCAUAGCUACUCUAAUGGUGGAUGACCUGUUCAGUGAUGUGGCGUACAAGGCUAGAGAUCGAGAGGAUCUGAUUGCAGGUAUAGAUGAGUUCCUGGAUGAGGUGAUCGUGCUGCCGCCCGGAGAGUGGGACCCCAAAAUACGUAUAGAGCCUCCUAAAAAAGUGACCUCGGCUGACAAGAGGAAGUCAGUGUUCUCUCUGAAUGAGCUGGGUCAGCCGAAUGGUGCGGCCGGAGGAGGUGGAGGCCUCGCUGAGGAUGAGGAGAUGCCAGUGGCUCACGAACUGGGAGAGGAGCUGGCACACACUGGGAGGUUCUGUGGAGGUCUGUUUCUUGACAUCAAGAGAAAAAUACCCUGGUUGCUUAGUGACUUCUAUGAAGGCUUUCACAUCCAGUCUAUCUCUGCUGUGCUGUUCAUCUACCUGGGCUGCAUCACCAAUGCCAUCACCUUCGGAGGCCUGCUGGGAGACGCCACAGACAACUACCAGGGUGUGAUGGAGAGUUUCCUGGGCACAGCGUUGUCAGGAACAGUAUUCUGUCUGUUUAGUGGUCAGCCCCUCAUCAUCCUCAGCUCUACUGGACCUAUCCUCAUCUUUGAGAAACUGCUCUUCGAAUUCAGCAAGAACAAUGGUAUAGACUACAUGGAGCUGCGUCUGUGGAUCGGGAUCCACUCCUGUUUGCAGUGCUUCCUCCUGGUCGCCACGGACGCCAGCUACAUCAUCAAGUACAUGACCCGUUUCACAGAGGAGGGCUUCUCCAGCCUCAUCUCCUUCAUCUUCAUCUCUGACGCCAUCAAGAAGAUGAUGGGCUCCUUCAAAUACUACCCCAUCAACACCGACUUCAAGCCAGACUACGUCACCGCCUACAAGUGCGAGUGCCUGGCCCCAGACCCCAGUGAGUCCUGUGUCCCCCUUCCUGCCCCCCUCCACCCCUCUCUCCCUCUCUCCUACCAGUUAAACAUCACAGGCCUGGACUGGAGCCAGCUCAGUAAGAAGGAGUGUGUGAAGUAUGGAGGCUCUCUGGUGGGCAACACCUGUAAGUACGUCCCUGACCUGGCCCUCAUGUCCUUCAUCCUGUUCUUCGGGACCUACUCCAUGACCGUCUCCCUCAAGAAGUUCAAGUUCAGUCGCUACUUCCCCACCAAGCUGCGAAAGCUCAUCAGUGACUUCUCCAUCUUCAUGGCCAUUAUGACCUUUGUCGGUCUGGACAGGUUAAUUGGGCUCAAAACCCCCAAGCUCAUCGUUCCCACAGAAUUUAAGCCCACACGUCCCGACCGGGGUUGGAUUGUGCUGCCGUUUGGGAAGAACCCAUGGUGGGUGUAUUUGGCCAGCUUUGUCCCUGCUCUCCUGGUCACCAUCCUCAUCUUCAUGGACCAGCAGAUCAGUGCUGUCAUUGUCAACCGGAAGGAGAACAAACUGAGGAAAGGGUGUGGCUACCACUUGGACCUGUUCUGGGUGGGGGUGUUGAUGGCUGCCUGCUCCUUCUUGGGCCUUCCCUGGUACGUGGCCGCCACUGUCAUCUCCAUCGCCCACAUUGAUUCACUGAAGAUGGAGAGUGAGUCCAGCGCCCCUGGGGAGCAGCCUCAGUUCCUGGGUGUCAGGGAGCAGAGACUGACAGGGAUUCUGGUGUUUGUUCUCACUGGAGUCUCCAUCUUCUUGGCUCCCAUUCUACAGUUCAUACCCAUGCCAGUGCUCUAUGGUGUGUUUCUCUACAUGGGCGUGGCAUCUCUCAGUGGCAUUCAGUUCUGGGAGAGGAUCAAGUUGUACAUGAUGCCGUCCAAGUACCAGCCAGACUUCCCUUUCCUGCGUCACGUGCCUCUGAGGAGGGUCCACCUCUUCACCCUGGUCCAGAUCAUCUGUCUAGCUGUCCUUUGGGUGCUCAAGUCCACCGUCCUGGCCAUCCUCUUCCCUGUCAUGAUCUUGGGGUUGCUGGUGGUGCGUAAGAUGCUGGACAUGGUGUUCUCUCAACACGACCUCGCCUGGAUAGAUGAUAUCCUGCCUGGGAAAGACAAGAAAAAGGAGAAGAAGAAGGGUGAUAAAGAUGACACAAAGAAGAAAGACAAGAAGAAAGGGAGAUCAGACGACAGUGAAGACGAGGAGAAGUACCACGCGUACUCCAACUGCUCGCCCAGCUCUGAGUCUGACGUGGACCGCAGCAUCACCCUGCAUCUGAAGAUCUCCUGCCCAUCGUCCCCGGCGGUGCCUAUGGCCCACGGCCGUGGCAUGGCCUUCCCCGUGCCCCAGGUGAAGAUCGAGAUGGAGUCGGACUACGACACAGACACUGACCACCCCCGCCACAGGGACAUGAGCAGCGAAACAACGCUGUAG
Messenger RNA from Oncorhynchus masou masou (cherry salmon), 3186 nucleotides. Its product is annotated as electrogenic sodium bicarbonate cotransporter 4-like. NCBI's taxonomy places the organism in Eukaryota, Metazoa, Chordata, Actinopteri, Salmoniformes, Salmonidae. Bases 16 to 3186 code for a protein of 1056 amino acids. Gene Ontology annotation, molecular function: solute:inorganic anion antiporter activity; monoatomic anion transmembrane transporter activity; sodium:bicarbonate symporter activity. The transcript is spliced from 24 exons. Gene Ontology annotation, cellular component: plasma membrane. Gene Ontology annotation, biological process: monoatomic anion transport; regulation of intracellular pH; bicarbonate transport. The record is from RefSeq and is a predicted model, not a curated record.